AUGAAGUGGUUAUCUUUAGCGUUAGCGACCUACGUCGGGCUUGUCACAGCUCACGGUGAUCAUGCCAUCCCACACGUGGUAGGAGGACGACAAAUUCUUGCCGAGCUUCGGGCACGCGGUGUACUCGGCAGCCACGAUCAUCAUGCACGAAAUGUAGAGGCCGCCCCCGCAGCCUCUCACAACAGAAAAAAGCUCGCCAGCCGCCAGAAUAACGCUCCUAAUACCAGUGGUCAAUGUGGUAAAGGCUUUGGAUCAUGCGCAGAUGGAUACUGCUGUUCUCCUGCCGGAUGGUGCGGUCAGGGCCCGGCGUAUUGCAAUGCACCAGACUGCCAGAUCAACUACGGCCCGGCCUGUGACGCCCUGAAGAAGCCCAGCGGCACUGAUACAACCAGCAUCGCAAGACCGCACGUCGGCAAGGUGGCGUAUGGUGGUCUCGGUAUCUACGACUGUAAAUACCAAAUGGUUGCCACUUUUUUCGUUACGGGCACAAACAACGGCAAGGGCAUGAUCAACGACCGCAGCCUGCCCUGGGCUGGCUAUAUCCAGCGCAUGGUUGCCGAGGGCCACCAAGUCGCCAGCCAUACCUGGUCUCAUCAGAAUGCCAGCGAGUUGACUAAUAGCCAGUACAGACAGCAAAUCAACUACAACGAGAUUGCCAUUGCUGACAUCAUUGGCUACUUUCCAACUUACAUGAGGCCUCCUUACUCCAUCUGUGGAAGCAUGUGCCAAUCGCUCUUGAGCGACCUCGGAUAUCACGUCAUCUACUUUGACCUGGAUACAGAAGGCUACCUUCAUGACACGCCUGAACAAGCUCAGAUUGGUAAGGACAUCUGGGACAAGGCUGUUGGGCCAGCCGACCCUGCCUCGACGAGUUUCCUCCACAUCGAGCAUGACCUGCAGCAACAGACCGUGUACAACUUGACAGAGUACUUCCUCAAGUCCAUCAAGGCCAAAGGAUUCAGGAGCGUGCCUGUCGGUGUGUGUCUUGGCGACCCCCCGGCCAACUGCGACUUCGACCUCGUCCGCAUCGGCUACUCCCGGCGGCGGCCUAGCAGUCAGCACCGAUGCAUCUUGCGGUAACGGAAAAACCUGCCAGGGAUCAGUGUUUGGCAACUGCUGCAGCCAACACGGCUGGUGUGGCAGCUCCUCGGAUUACUGUGGCGAUGGAUGCCAGUCUGCCUUCGGUACCUGUUCCAACGCUGUAAGCUCCAGCAUGACCUCCGUGACUACAUCUUCUAGCACAUCCUCCAGCAGCUCGACCGCGUCUUCAUCCGCUUCAAGUUCCUCUUCAGCAUCCGCUUCCUCCACCACCGUCUCUGGCGCUUCUGCUUCCUCCAGCGGACUGAGUACCUCUACUUCUACCAUCCUUCCCUUGGGCACCUCUUCCAUGGACACCACUUCCUCUACCACAUCGAGCAUGUCUGCAUCUGUCAGCUCGUCCACCACGGGAGACGGCACCACUUCUACCAGUGCCUCUUCCUCAGCCACCACAUCUAGCACAGUUUUGUCUUCCAGCCCUACCACUUCUACUUCAUCAAACGGUCCUACUUCUAGUAGCGACUCCGAUUCCGCUAGCGUUUCGGCCGCUAGCACGUCUAGCACAUCCUUGUCGUCCAGCUCUACAACCUCUUCUAGUUCAGAAAGCACUUCUGCCUUGACAAGCACUUCAGUUGUUGCCACCUCUAGCACUUCCAGUUCCACAAGCAUUUCAGUUGCUACCAGCUCCAGCACUUCAGAUGUUACCACUUCCAGCACUUCUUCGUCUUCUAGCACUCCUACACCUACAGACAGCUCGACGAGCACCUCAUUGUCCUCCAGUGCAACAAGUUCAUCAUCUUCCCAGGCCAGUUCUUCAUCGACCAGCACUCCUAGCACAUCAUCCUCGUCUACCGGAUCUUCCAGCACCACCUUGUCCAACAAUGCUGCCUUUGCUGCAACGAGCUCCUCUAGUGCCAGCCUUACCACGUCUUCUACCGGCUCAAGCCUGACGAUCACCCAGGGAAAUAGUGUGACGACCAGCAGCUCCGCUAGUGCUUCUACUUCGUCUUCUCCUUCUUCUUCCUCUAGCACCUCGUCUGGGGUUGGAACUACCAGGUCUAGUUCGUCUUCAUCUUCGAGCACUACCAGGUCUAGUUCGUCUUCAUCCUCGAGCACGUCCAGGUCUAGUUCCAGCUCGACCACCACCGCCCGGUCUUCGUCAACCACUAGUUCCAGGUCGUCUUCGACCACUAGUUCUAGCUCUAGCUCUAGGUCUUCUUCGACGACCAGCAGCAGGACAACCAGCACCACCAGCAGAACGACGGCGGCGGCCCCAGCACCCACUGCUAUCCGGGUCAGCACCAACGGAAGCUGCGGCAAGUCCUUGGGCAUGACUUGUGAAGGAUCCAAGUAUUCUCCUUGCUGCAACAGCAACAACAAGUGCAGUUGGGAUUGCAUUUUGGGAUGUCAAAAGGGUUACGGGCUAUGUCUUUGGUAG
Pyricularia pennisetigena is the source of this 2476-nucleotide messenger RNA. RefSeq lists its product as uncharacterized. The record is from RefSeq and is a predicted model, not a curated record. Gene Ontology annotation, biological process: carbohydrate metabolic process. Bases 1 to 1080 code for a protein of 359 amino acids. Gene Ontology annotation, molecular function: chitin binding; hydrolase activity, acting on carbon-nitrogen (but not peptide) bonds. Lineage: Eukaryota; Fungi; Ascomycota; Sordariomycetes; Magnaporthales; Pyriculariaceae. The transcript has 7 exons.